Messenger RNA from Oncorhynchus mykiss (rainbow trout), 4206 nucleotides. RefSeq lists its product as uncharacterized. Gene Ontology annotation, molecular function: RNA polymerase II cis-regulatory region sequence-specific DNA binding; DNA-binding transcription factor activity, RNA polymerase II-specific. Gene Ontology annotation, biological process: regulation of transcription by RNA polymerase II. The record is from RefSeq and is a predicted model, not a curated record. Lineage: Eukaryota; Metazoa; Chordata; Actinopteri; Salmoniformes; Salmonidae.
ACCAAUAAUAUCCUUUCUCUAAAGUGCAAACGAAAGUAAACAGUGACCAAGAGCAAUUUAAACUUCAGCGUUUUCUAUUGUUAUUUAGACGAUUAUUAACGACAUGGAACUCAAAAUAUGACUAAUUUAACAGCAAAGCAUUACAUACUUACCCCAAUGUAAUAUUUAAUUCGCGUUGGAGAGGCCUUGGUUGAUAUAUGUUAUCUAGGUAAGGCUAGUUACUUUACCUGCUAACAAUGGCUAACGUUACUAACUGUAUGGUUUUUCACACUCAAAUUGCCUCCAUCAUGGAGGUGCUAGCGAAUGCAGCCGUGGCAGAUAUCUGUAAACUCGUAGACGACGACUAUGCAGUGUUUCGUUUGGAAAUAACUCAUAGCCAAAAAGAAAACAGGGCAUUGCGGAGAAAACUACAGCUACUGGAUCUGAAGUUGGAACAGGAGCGCGCAGAGAGGACAACGAGAGAGCGCGUCCUCGCCAGUCGUCCCAGUAGUGUCAAGAUCCUUGACCGAUACAGAGGAAUGGCAAGAGGACAUCUCACUGGAGGCCACAGGAGCUUUGUGAAGCCAGCCGGACACAACGUGUGGAGAAAUGACAAACCCAUAGCUAUAGAUGAGGGGAGUGGAACCUCAAUGCAGAAUGUUAUUGUGAUAGAGUCUGCAGAUGUAGAGGCUGCAGGUCCUGGGGUCAAGCAGGAGAGGUCUGAAGGAGAGGAGGACCCACGGCACAGCAGAGACAUCCAAACUGGAGCAGCCGCCGGAGUAGCGCACCCUGUAGUUCCGAAAGACCUCGCCGCCGGGCCCCAGGCCAGGACCCGACGCAGCAUGACAGAGGAGGAGAGUCCCGAGUUGCUGUUGGUAAAGGAGGAGGGGUGUGAGGAGGGUCUUGGGAACCCUGAGGGGACCAUGAUCAUGGAGGACAACCAGACUACAUCUCCUCCUGAGCUGCACAGUACCACACAUAGUCUCACUGAGUCAGUAGACAUGGAGGAUGGGAAGCCUGAUCUGCUGCUGGUCAAAGAGGAGACAAUAGAAGACGAACCAGAGAGCAUUGACCUGCUGAGUGGAUUAAAGAUGGGGGAGCAAGGUGGUUGGCUGGAGGCUAACAGAGGAGACUGGGCAUCCAUCUUGGAUUCCCAGACCGGUGCAGCCACUGAGCAUGCAAGGACCAGAGGUGACAUAGUGGAGUCCUGUGGAUGGGACAGUGUCCUUAACUCUGGGCUGGGGAACAACGCUGUUAACCACAACCAGAAACAGACUGUCGAACACAAAACAACAACCAAACUUAGUAUCCAUGACAACAGACUGGCUGAGACCAGGGCGAGGCGUAGAUUUGGUCUGCGGGGACGAGGAGGUGUACAUAUGCAGCAGGAGGGAACAGAUACAGACUCGGCUAGCGACGCUCCGUCCUGCUCCUAUAGUUGUGAUUCAGAGAGACUGAUGGCACCUCAGGUUAACCCCCUAACAGAUGCUGCCUUCAGCCUGCCUUCUAUAGGAUCUAUCAACUGGAACAUGGACCCUGCGACAACACAGACACUCCCUGGUCUUCAUCCUCCUCACACUCUCCUAAUGUUAAACCAGACCUCAGACAAUGCCAGUGCCUCAACACUAAAUGGCUACACAAGCCCAUUGGCAAAUAACAGUAGUAGUGACGCUAUCAGUAGAUCCGGUGGCAAAGAGAAGCGCUUUCUGUGUCCAUUCUGUGGGAAAGCCUUCAGUUUCCCAAAACAGGUGGAGAUCCACCAGAGGAUGCACACGGGGGAGAAACCUUUCGGCUGCCACCUGUGCCUGGCCAGUUUCUCCGACUCGUCCAACCUGAAGAGGCACCAGAGAGUUCACACAGGGGAGAAACCCUUCACCUGCCCCCAGUGUGAGAAGAAGUUUUCCCAUCAGCACCAUCUGAAGAAGCACCUGAAGGUUCACAUGGGAGAAAGGCUGUAGGCACUGCGAGAAGAGGUUCUCAGAGAGGAUCUACCUCAGGAUACACCAGAAGAAAAACCAUUCCACUCAAUAACAUCGAAAUAAGCCAUUCCACUCGAUAGCUUCUGACAUUUCAAUCAAACCCUGCAUUAAAGCUAGACUCCGCUAGAUGAUGUACAUGCACAAAGUAAACAACAGUAGUGGGUCAAUUUGCGCAACUACUAAGCGUGAGGCUUAACUUCUCUGCGGUUUUGGUACCACAGCUACCAUGUUGUAGCAACGUGAAGCGAACCCGUGUGCAUGCACAGAUACAGCUGCACAGCUGGAUGAGGUGAACUGAGGAAAGAAUGUGUAUGAUGAGGCAGAGUAGUGAUGUUGAACCUUUUACAGAGUAUUCUAAAAUGUAUUUAUCAACAUAGUGAGAAGUUAUUAUACUUGUCACAGAUUGUUUUUGAAAGUAGGGGAGAGUGGGGUAAGUUGAGCCUUUUCAUACAUUCAGGGAGCUUGCAAUUGGCAUGCUGACUGCAGGAAUGUCCACCAGAGCUGUUGCCAGAGAAUUGAAUGUUCACUUCCUGCCUCUUAUGUUGUUUUUGUGAAAUUGCAACUGCAGACCACGUAUAUAGCAUCCUGUGGGCAAGCGGUUUCUGAUGUCAGUGUUAUGAACAGAGUGCCCCAUGGUGGUGGUGGGGUUAUUGUAUGGGCAGGCAUAAGCUACGGACAACAAACACAAUUGCAUUUUUAUUGUUGCCAAUUUGAAUACACAGAGAUCUGUGACCAACUGUAUUUCAUGUCAUGUAAAAUCCAUUGAUUAGGGCCUAUUGAAUUUAUUUCAAUUGACUGAUUUCCGUAUAUGAACUGUAACUCAGUAAAUUGUGGGAAAUUGUUGCAUAUUGCAUUUUAUAUUUUUGUUCAGUAUAUUUCAGGAUGUUGUGUAUCCCUGGAAAUAAUCUGCAUGUAUUUAAACAUUACAGUUUACAAAACUUAUGGGGUAAGUUGAGCUGCGGGACAGGGUAAGCUACACAUUUUUGUUCUGUACCAUUUUUAUUUACCAAACAACAUUUUGAAAAUCCCCCCCAAAAAAGAAAGAAAUUCAACACAAUUGCUUUUUGGUAUUUUAAUUAUUUAAAAAAUGAACACAAGCUUAACACCUAACAUAGUGUCCUCCAAGCUCAUCACUAAGCUAAGGACCCUGCGACUGAACACCUUCCUCUGCAACUGGAUCCUGGACUUCCUGACGGGCCGCCCCCAGGUGGUGAGGGUAGACGACAACACAUCCACUGCACUGAUAAUUAACACGGAGCCCCCACAAGGGUGCAUCCUCAGCCCCCUCCUGUACUCCCUCUAUACCCACGACUGCGUGGCCUCACACAGUUCCAACUCCAUCAUCAAGUUCGCUGACGACAUGACAGUAGUAGGCCUGAUUACCAACAACGAUGAGAAGGCCUACAGAGAGGAGGUAGGCACUCUGAUGGUGUGGUGCCAGGUAAAUAACCUCUCCCUAAAAAUCAGCAAACCAGGAGGAACCAGGCUGGAUGCCCCCCAUCCUCAUCAACGGGACUGCCAUGGAAAAGGGAAAAAAACAUUUAAGUUCCUCGGCGUACACAUCUCCAAGGAGCUGAAAUGGUCAAACCACACAGACACUGUGGUGAAGAAGGCAAGACUGCGAGUCUUCGACCUCAGGAGGCUUGAUGCCUUUCCCCGAGGGUCCUCACAGUGUUCUACAAGAGCACCAUUGAGAGCACACUGUCGAGCUGCAUCACAGCCUGGUAUGGCAACUCCACCGCCGCUGACCGCAAGGCUCUACAGAAGCCCAUUUGAACACAACAUUGGGUUCACACUGCCUGUCCUUCGGGACACCUAAAACACCACGUGUCGCAGGAAGGCCAAGAAGAUCAUCAGGGACCCUCUGCCACCAGAGCAACUGCCUGUUCUCCCCGCUUCCAUCACUCAGUACUGCAAAAACUGUCAGACUGGCCUAUAGCUUCUACACCCAGACCAUCAGGCUGCUGAAUAAUCACCGCUAGACAGCUACCCGCCCCCCCGGACUUCCUGCCCGCUGCCCCCCCAUGGGCACUCUUCACCCCCCAACUGACAUUUACCCUGCCCCCACCCCCCAAUGGACAUUUAUCAUUGUUGUGGUUGUAAAUAUGUAUAUUGUUAUUUUUUUAUUAUCGUUUCAUUCACUUUUUUUUUACCUGCACUGUUGGAGCUUGGAGCUUAAAAAUGUCUCCGUACCCUGCUGUUACACAAAUUACACCUGUGCAUGUGACUAAUAAACUCAUCUAAUCAA